Molecule: messenger RNA, 333 nt
Organism: Macrosiphum euphorbiae (potato aphid)
Lineage: Eukaryota; Metazoa; Arthropoda; Insecta; Hemiptera; Aphididae
Source: the annotation of a GenBank genome assembly
AUGCGCCUUAUGCGCUGGCGAUCACACUGCCAACUUCAAGGGUUGCCCUAUAAAAAGUUCGAUUUGUCCAAAAACAAAAAACCAGCCCUCCGCUCCAACAACAAUACAAAUGUACCAACGCCUACAAAGUCUUCGUCAAACGAUGUCCCAGGUCCAGGUGAUCAUGCUCAGCAGCUUCCAAGGAAAUCCUAUGCUGCAGCGACCAAAACGGUAACCUCUUCCAUGAAAUCCAUCUUAAAUGUUCUAUCAGAAUUCAUUUCUAAUUUUAACUCUUUAAUUACUCCACUAAUUAAUCUCCUUACCGAGAUUGUCAACAAACGUUUCUAUCCAUAG